AUGUGUUCAGAAGAAGCUAUGGAGGCUGGAGGGUUGUGCUGCUCCAGACAAAGGCAAGUCCUAUUUCUCUUUCUGUUUUGGAGGGUAUCCUUGGCAGGAUCUGUGUUUGGACGAUAUUCAGUGACAGAGGAAACAGAGAGAGGAUCGUUUGUGGUCAAUCUGGCAAAGGAUCUGGGGCUAGGGGAUUGGGAGCUGGUUGCAAGGGGAGCCCGGGUGGUCUUUGAUGAUAACAAACAGCAUUUGCUCCUGGACUCUCAUACUGGAGAUUUGUUCACAAAUGAGAUACUGGAUCGGGAGAAGCUGUGUGGCUCCACGGAACCCUGUAUGCUGUAUUUCCAAAUUUUAAUGGAUAACCCCUUUCAGAUUUACCGGGCUGAGCUGAGGGUCAGGGAUAUAAAUGAUCACUCACCAAUGUUUCAGAACAAAGAGACAGACUUAAAAAUAUUAGAAAAUACAGCUGAAGGGACAACAUUUCGACUAGAAAGAGCACAGGAUUCAGAUGGAGGACUUAACGGUAUCCAAAACUACACCAUCAGUCCCAACUCUUUUUUCCAUAUUAAAAUUGGUGACAGUGAUGAAGGCAUGAUAUAUCCGGAGCUAGUGUUGGACAAGGCGCUGGACAGGGAGAAGCAGCAAGAGCUCAGUUUAACACUCACAGCACUUGAUGGCGGGUCUCCACCCAGGUCUGGGACCUCCACUAUACGCAUUGUGAUUGUGGAUGUCAAUGACAAUGCCCCACAGUUUCCUCAGGCAAUCUACCAGGCCCAGGCUCCAGAGAACAGCCCCGUGGGUUCCAUUAUUGCUACAGUCUCUGCAUCAGAUGCAGACUCUGGGAUCUAUGCAGAGAUAGCCUACUCAUUUUUUGAUGCUUCUGAAGAUAUUCACUCAACCUUUCAAAUCAAUCCCGUUUCUGGGGAAAUCGUUCUCAGAGUGUUGCUUGAUUAUGAGCUAGUAAAAUCUUACAAAAUAAAUAUACAGGCAGUCGACGGUGGCGGCCUUUCUGCAAGGUGUACGGUUUUGGUUGAGGUAUUAGACACCAAUGACAAUCCCCCUGAGCUGAUCAUGUCAUCACUUUCCAACCAUGUUCCUGAGAACUCUCCUGAAAUAAUAUUGGCCGUUUUUAAGAUUAAAGACAGAGACUCUGGAGAAAAUGGGAAAAUGAUUUGCUACAUUCAAGAUAACCUGCCAUUCCUUCUGAAACCCUCUGUGGAGAAUUUUUACAUUCUAAUGACAGAAGGAGCUCUGGACAGAGAAAGCCAAGCAGAGUACAAUAUCACCAUCACUGUCACCGACAUGGGCACCCCCAGGCUGAAAACCCAGCACAACAUCACCCUGCUGGUCUCCGACGUCAAUGACAACGCCCCCGCCUUCACCCAGCCCUCCUACAGCCUGUCCCUCCGCGAGAACAACAGCCCCGCCCUGCACAUCGGCAGCGUCAGCGCCACAGACAGGGACGCGGGCGCCAACGCCCAGCUCACCUACUCGCUGCUGCCGCCCCGGGACCCGCGCCUGCCCCUGGCCUCGCUGGUGGCCAUCAACGCCGACACCGGCCAGCUGUUCGCGCUGCGGGCGCUGGACUUCGAGGCGCUGCGUGCGUUCGAGUUCGGCGUGGGCGCCACGGACCGCGGGGCGCCCGCGCUGAGCAGCCAGGCGCUGGUGCGCGUGCAGGUGCUGGACGCCAACGACAACGCGCCCUCCGUGCUGUACCCGCCGCACAACGGCUCCGCGCCCUGCACCGAGCUGGUGCCCAGGGCGGCCGAGCCGGGCUACCUGGUGAGCAAGGUGGUGGCGGUGGACGCCGACUCGGGCCAGAACGCCUGGCUGUCGUUCCAGCUGCUCAGGGCCACGGAGCCCGGGCUGUUCGGCGUGUGGGCGCACAAUGGCGAGGUGCGCACGGCGCGGCCGCUGGGCGAGCGCGACGCGGCCAGGCACAGGCUCGUGGUGCUGGUCAGGGACCAUGGCGAGCCCGCGCUGUCCGCCAGCGUCACGCUGCACGUGCUGCUGGUGGACGGCUUCUCGCAGCCCUACCUGCCGCUGCCCGAGGCGGCGGCCGAGCAGGCGCGGGCGGAUCCGCUGACCGUGUACCUGGUGGUGGCGCUGGCGGCGGUGUCGUCGCUGUUCCUGUUCUCGGUGCUGGCAUUGGUGGCGGUGCGGCUGUGCAGGCGGAGCAGGGCGGCCUGGGCGGGUGGCUGCUCGGUGCCUGAGGGCCACCUUGCUGGCCACCUGGUGGACGUGAGCGGUACUGGGACCCUGUCCCAGAGCUACCAGUAUGAGGUGUGUCUGAUGGGAGGCUCAGGGACCAGCGAAUUCAAGUUUUUGAAGCCAAUUCUUCCCAAUAUUCAGGAACAGGUCCUUGAGAGGAAUAGUGAAGAAAACCCCACCAUACAAAAUAGCUUUGGAUUUAAUUUUUAG
Messenger RNA from Pipistrellus nathusii (Nathusius's pipistrelle), 2412 nucleotides. The record is from the annotation of a GenBank genome assembly. Lineage: Eukaryota; Metazoa; Chordata; Mammalia; Chiroptera; Vespertilionidae.